Molecule: messenger RNA, 1248 nt
Organism: Aspergillus udagawae
Lineage: Eukaryota; Fungi; Ascomycota; Eurotiomycetes; Eurotiales; Aspergillaceae
Exons: 3
Coding region: 1-1248 (415 amino acids)
Biological process (GO): glycolipid biosynthetic process
Cellular component (GO): mitochondrion; plasma membrane; lipid droplet
Source: RefSeq, a predicted model, not a curated record
AUGAACCGGCCAUAUGAUAUGAUCGUGUAUGGCGCCACCGGCUACCUGGGUUCUCUGGUGGUGCAGUACCUGUGGGCCAACAGUCCGCCAACCCUCCGAUGGGCUGUUGCCGGCCGCAGUGAGCAGAAGCUGGUGGCCCUUGUCAACUCUCUAGACCGAGCCCAAUCUCAUCGCAAGUUGCCUCAUAUAAUGGUUGCCACCCUCAGCGACGAUGAUCUUGGGCGCAUGGCGUCCCAAACACGUCUGGUGCUCAACACGGUCGGGCCAUUCUGUAAAUAUGGCACACCCGUUGUGGUAGCCUGUAUCAAGAACUCCACUGCCUACGUGGAUUCCACAGGUGAACACGUCUGGACGCAGCACCUGGCAGCGCAGUGGCACGACAAAGCCAUGGCCAACAAAGCAAUUAUCAUCCCCCAAUGUGCCGUGGAGUCCAGCCCCCCAGACCUGAUGACGCUUCUUCUCGCGCGCAGACUGCGCCGGCCUCUUGGGCCCGUCUUCUUCACAAUCCAACAUACCUGGACAGGGUACAGCGGGGGAACGAUUGCAAGCAUCCUUGCCGGUCUGGAGACGUACUCGCUCCGGCAGAUGAUGGCUGCCAGCGCCCCUCGCGCGACCUGUAUCCCAAACGCCGGCCGGCAUCACCCUCAUCCCCCUCCGGUCCUGCCCGUCCGUUGGGAUCGCUUCCUGGGUAAUCUCACCUUCAAUCCUUCGGCCAUGGCGGAUCGAGCAGUCGUCAUGCGCACCUGGUCCCUUCUACAGCGACACGGGGAGCGGACCGAGCAAUACGGUGAACGAUUCAGCUUCCAGGGGUAUACAACAGCGUCGAGCUGGCUGCAGGCGUGGUCCUCGUUCCUAGCCAUGUCGGUCGCACUUUUUACUGUUCUCAUAUUUCCGCCACUCCGGUGGUUGCUGCGGUGGCUCUCACCGCAACCGGGAACAGGCCCGCAGGUGACCGGGGAGAAUCAUUUCGUGGAAUGGAAGGCCACAGUCGCAGUGGAUGGGGACGAUGUGAGCCAACCCAGCGCAAUGGGUGCCAUGCGUAUGAACACGGACGUGUAUAGCGUCUGCGCAACGUUCGUUGGUGAAGCUGCCUUGACGCUGUUGGAAGUUUUGGACGGAAAUGACAAUGGCUCGAUGAUAAAGAGAUUAGGAGGGGGGAUUCUCACCCCUGCAUCACUGGGGAUGCUGUAUGUUGAGCGGCUAGAAAAGGCCGGAUUGGAGUGGAAGGUGACUGAAAUAGGGAGAUGA